This is a messenger RNA of Blastocystis hominis, 582 nucleotides long. RefSeq lists its product as hypothetical. The transcript is spliced from 4 exons. Lineage: Eukaryota; Bigyra; Opalinata; Blastocystidae. The coding region runs from base 1 to 582 and encodes 193 amino acids. Gene Ontology annotation, molecular function: protein binding. The record is from RefSeq and is a predicted model, not a curated record.
AUGCUCAAUUCGAUUCAGGGAAUAUCUUGCUUUCGUCACAGUCCGCUCCAUAUUCUAAGUUUGAGCAAUAAUGCUCUGGAAACGAUCCCAGAAGAAAUCACGACACUUUCCAAUCUCACACAUCUGUAUCUUGACGAUAACAAGCUCAGAGAAUUCCCAAGCGUGCUACUUCAGUUGUCUCAGCUCCAAUAUCUCCAACUCUCUGGAAAUCGUCUGUGUGAACUUCCAGAGCUAACAAAUUGCUGGGAGCAUUUGGAAGAGCUUCUCUUAGACAAGUGUCAAUUGACUUCCGUUCCGGCCUCUCUUGCCUUGCUUCAUAACCUUCGCAUUCUGAAUCUGGGAAAUAAUCUUCUGGAAGAGCUUCCCGCCUCUCUGUGUGAAUUACAAAACUUAGAAAAACUCAUAUUAAAUAGCAACAGGCUCACUUGCAUUCCGCAGUUCGUGGGUCAGUUAUCCAAUCUCACAGUGCUGAUUGCGAAUUCAAAUCAGAUCGAGACUGUUCCAGAGGAAUUAGCUGAUUUGAAGAAUUUGAAAACUCUUUGGCUAGCAAAUAAUAAAAUUAAAGGUUUGCUGCUUAAAUGA